Chara braunii is the source of this 1464-nucleotide messenger RNA. The record is from the annotation of a GenBank genome assembly. NCBI's taxonomy places the organism in Eukaryota, Viridiplantae, Streptophyta, Charophyceae, Charales, Characeae.
ACGAGAGACGACGUCGUUACUCACCAUCAGGGGAUUCUGGGGUGCAUUUGAAGAAUUUCGAACUGAGUAAGACAUAGCUGCCAUGAAAGAACUGCAUGACAUGGAGGCAAGGAGGAGAGAAGAACGGGCUCGGCAAAAGUGGGAGAAAGCCGAAGCUGCGAGACUGGAGGCGGAAGAACAGGAGAAUUGCGAGAAGUGGGAAGCUGGGGAGAAAGAGAGAAUAGAGCGAAAAGUUUUGAAGAAGAAAGAGAAGCAACGGAAGGAAGCGGAACGAAGAGCGGAGAUGCGAAAGGAUUUGGGAAUCCAAAUGAGGAUGGAGAUCCAGGGGAUACGUCAAGAGAUGCGACAUGAGUUGAGAGAUGAGCUAAUUGAAACCUUUAAGGAAGCGGUAUUACCAGCUACGCUACCAAGAUUGGACAAGGGCAAGAUGAAGACGUUAUCGGUGAGCGGCUCAGAUUCUCAACAUAGCGAGGAGGAAAGUGAUACCAGACUGACUCAGGAAAUCACAGAGAAAGCUAAUCAGCUCAGCAAACCGGAGAAAAGAAAGAGGGGGUCGGAGCCUGUUUUCGAAGAUAGCCUUCCUAUGAAGUUGCCACCAAAAAGGACGCCGAAGAGGGUGACCAUAAAACCUCCCAAAUUGUGUGCUCGAUUAACAAAAUCGAAGGCGAAGCAAGUAGGGACUAAGAAACUAUCCCAAGUGAAGACACCACUGUCACGGCGAAAGACAUGUUUGAAAAAGACUACCCCGCUUCCGAAAUCAGCAACUAAAGGCUCGCUGGCACGCUUACGUUUCAAGAAUAAGGUGAGGCUGGAACUAAAGGACUUGGAUGCCACGAAACUCCAACGGAUCUGCAAAGAAGAGGGUGUACCAUAUGAUAAGAAGGUCGAGGCCAUUUUCGAUAUUGUCGAGCGUCGGGCAAUCGUUGCAUUUCGAGAUGAAGCUGCUGCGAAUGAAGAGAUCAUUCACUUGGAGUCUGAAACUUGUAAGGAGCCCGUGGCAGAAGGAGAACAGUAAUGGGACUUCAGUGUAUCGCAAUUAUGGCAACUUUGCAUAAUUUUGUCGCGUUUCCGAUGUAGAUCCUUUUCUGUUAAUCGUAGGAUUGAACGGAGCUGUUAUUCUAUCAUUAAUGCUACGAGAUGAAAUUCGUUGGACAUAAAGUAGAGUUUUUGUCCAUGAAUGUUGUCUUGGAUUUGAAGAGGCGCCUGGAGGGCCUAGUAAUUACCGUUAUCGAUAGAAAUCCUGGAGAAUUUGUGGUACUCUACCCAUAUGUGUAUCAUGAAGCGAUGCUCAGGACUUCUGUCUAUAAUCUGGGUUACAAGAUUGUGCAGGAGUUGGACAGGAUCGUGCUUCGGAAGAUCAGGGAGGAUAUGACUAAAGCUGGCUUGACUAAAUUCGUUAGGUGGGACAAGGAUGGCUGCUUUGGAUCGACGUAUGUGAUACAAAAACAAAAGGAUCUGAACAGA